AUGCUGGCUACCGUAAUCCGAGCCACCGUACUUCUUAUGGUCGUCGCCGUCGUCGCGGCGAUGAACCUUCCUCAGCCCGAGGGAUUCCGUCGGGCGUCCCCCGUCAAAUUUAUGGACUUUGACGCUUACCGGUCAGAAUUUUUGAUUUUAAAGCGACUCUUGAGUUAGUUUUGAACCUGGGGUAUAUUGACAUUUUUUUGAACUUUUCACAGUAUUUUCUUUUUCUAAAAAAAUCGGAAAUAGAAGCUACCGUAAUCUACAAAAUUUUCAGUUGCAUGGAAACUUUUUUUCUGAAAUCUUUUAAAGUCUUCACAAAAAUUCAAUUAUCGAUUAUUUUCUGUAAAAAAUGGUCUCGAGGCAUACAGUAACUCUUAAUAUCAAAUAUGAAUCAACGAAAAUAUUUACUUUUCACUUAUUUUCCUCUUUUGAAACAGUAAGUAAAGACAUUUUGAGAAUACAAAAUAAUUUUUUUUUUGCGUCUGUUUUUAAAUGAGUUUUGCUCUAAAAAGCUCUCGGUAGGGCUAACUUGAAGCUGAAAAAAUAGCUGGCAUGGCCAAAAUUGAUUCGAAAUAGAAUGAAAGUUUCCAUUUUAGGGAUUUCCCGAAGCGCGCCCAGCCGGCCACCUUGUCCUCUCUUAUCCGGUCAGAUUUUUCAAUUUUUUUUUUUUAUCAAAUUGACAUGAUUUUAUGUCCAAAAGAUGUAAUUUUCUUCAAAAAAAGUGUAUUUUUGCAGGAACCUACCGUCUCGCGAGACUUUCGCCAUGAGACCACCUCUCUACGUCUUCGACGGACGUCUCUACAAUGUCGCUCCCUGA
Caenorhabditis auriculariae is the source of this 814-nucleotide messenger RNA. The record is from the annotation of a GenBank genome assembly. NCBI's taxonomy places the organism in Eukaryota, Metazoa, Nematoda, Chromadorea, Rhabditida, Rhabditidae.